AUGCGCCUGGGUGUACCUGCCUUCUCGGGAUGGUCGACGGUCGUUCGGCCGGCCCCCGUCAUUUAUGCGCACAGCAGUUCCGUCCGCCGGCGGGAGACUCCCGUCAAUCGAUCGUGGUGUGAAUGCCCAACGUCAAUUCCGCCCGAAGCAUUAAGUCCUCGGACGGUAAUCGGGCCGCCCAGCGGCAGGCCCACCUACCUACCUCCGGAGAUGGCAACGGGCCGAGCACGGAAGAUCGACACACGUGUCGAGACCAUCGCUUCCACUCGGCCUCUCCCAAAGAGUUCGCACGUUCUCCCUACUUACAAUUCCCACUUGGUCUCUGCUUUCCUCCCGUAUCUCAAAGGUGAGCAGAUUAGUCGAUAUCUGUUUGCUCAGCAAGUCAAAAGAGACCUGGUUGCCAGGAGACUCCACUGCAAUGACAACAGUGCUGCUCUGUUACUAUCCCACAUCAUUCAGACUGAGAUUGGUAACUUUGAUGAAGAAUUGGACCUAGCACAUUUGCGAUCCAAGAUAUACCUUCCAACCCAGGAACUACUGAUUCAUAAGAUCAUGAAGUUUCACCGGAAACUUGUCGGACUGACUUCAGCUGAAUGUGACACCUCUCUGCUGGACACUGCACGGAAGUUGGAGAUGUAUGGCAUCAGGCUGCAUCCGGCCAAUGAUGGGGAAGGAACAGAAAUCAACUUGGCCGUCUCUCACAUGGGCAUCUUGGUCUUUCAGGGCAAAAUUAAGAUUAAUACGUUCAACUGGGCCAAGAUACGCAAGCUGAGUUUUAAGAAGAAAUAUUUCCUCAUCAAGCUCCAUUCUAACAUUCUGACCCUGUGUAAGGACUCCUUGGAAUUUCUGAUGGAAAGCCGUGAUACAUGCAAACACUUCUGGAAGACUUGCGUUGAGUAUCACACAUUCUUCAGGCUCCCCGAGGAACCCAGGUCAAAGGCCAGGUCCUUACUGUGCAGCAAAGGUUCCGGCUUUCGGUACAGUGGAAGAACCCAGAAGCAGCUAGUGGAGUACAUGAGCAAAGGAGGCUUCAAGAAAACAGCCUUCGAAAGGAGACCAUGCCUCGAACAAGCUGAAGAACAUUCUGCUCCAGGGCAGCAGAGACAGCUCAAGGAACAGACACAUAAUCAUUGCGAGAGUGGUCAGUCAGAAGAUCCAAAAGUUAGAGGCCAACAGAAGGCAGUGCGAAGAGAGAGGAAGGAGCCAACAGUGGAGAUAGUAUUCACCGCUGAGCUUGAGAGGUCCAAACCUGAGGAUGACCCUUCAACAGAUGUUCUUCCAGGCGUGGAUGCCUCCAUGAUCUACACUGGUGGCAGUGACACAAAGGUUAAGGAGGACACAGUCCUAUUGCAAAGGCACCCACAACCAUUCCAGGCACUCGGAAUUCAAAGGAACGCUGGCGUAGGAGAUCUGACUGAUGGGAAUUUCUCUAAUUCCAUGACAACUAGCCAGCACAUUGACGAUGCUUUCAAAAAUUCACCCAACUGUUUGUUUCUCAAGGUACGGAAAGCUCCUUCAGCGAUGGAGAGGAUUGUUCGGCCUUCUGGUGUGGCUCGCCCGGUUAGCCUGCCUGCGCGCAGUGGCUUAGCCAAAUACGACCUUUACCAACAGUCUAUGAUGAGGAGUAGCUACUGCAACAGCCUCAAUGCAGUGAAGGAGGAAGAAACCCACUCAGAAGGCAGCCUACAGCCUCCCAGACGAUCACAUAGCCAAUCAGACAUGAAGGCCCUUGGCCUGGAUUGUGCACCAGAGUUACAGCCAUUGGCUCAUUACCUACCCUUGAAUUGGAGGCAGAAUCCCAAUAAACUGAGGCCUGCACAUCCAGCCCAUGUUGCCCUCCAGCAGAAGGAGGCUAUCAGGGCAACUGAGAGAUACAUCAGCAGUGGCACAGAGUCCAGUGACUCGGACUCAGAGAUAAUUAGCCCCUACUUCCACCCGUGUCUCUUUGGCAAAGCUCUCCGAUCUUCAGUGCUGAGGAGAAGCUGCUUUCCCUCAAUCAGCCUUCAACCAAGGGAAAAUGCUUCAUUUGAUCUGAACUGCAAAGAUGAUACCAGACACUUGACUAUCUACACUGAAUUCAUUUAGUCUUAGGACUCAGAGAACCCAUGCUCUUAGCCAGUGUAGGGAGCUCUAGAAAUGGCCAGACACACCACAAGGUAGGGACCUGUGCAUGGUAAUAUUUGUGCUCUUACUUCCCUCAAUAUAUUCCGGAUCACUCUUGCACCAACUGCUAAUUCAAGGAUUAGCUAAGAUUCAGCCACUGUGCAUCCUAUUCCCCUUGAUUCACCAUACCCAAAGUUACUGCCGCAUUAUGAAGGUGGCUGUGAUGUGAUUAGCCUUGGGGAUGGUUGUAGGCUGUUACCCAGAGCUGGCCUUCAAAUUAAAGCCACAUAAAUUGACUCCACUCUGAUUCCACAGGCUACAUUGCACAGAGAUGGGCUGGGAGGGUUAGUUACAAUGCAGCUGGGAUGUAUAAUCCAGGCCACUUCAAGACACACUGUCACAACAUCGUGUCCAGGUAGAAAAGUUGGUGCAUGAACCUCUCCAGAUACCCAGUGCUGAGACAAAAUUCCUAGUCAGGCAGGGGAUAAGUUCCAAACCAAAUUCUCACUGUCUUGUUUAAACUCCAGUGUCAAUUUAAAUGUAAUCAAGGAGAACAUGAGAUUGAGCAGUGAUGAUCACACUUCGCUGUAUUCCUUUCGAUACUUGGUUCAUUUAACGGUUUAAUAUGGAGGAGCUGAUUCCAUACU
Molecule: messenger RNA, 2750 nt
Organism: Mobula hypostoma (lesser devil ray)
Lineage: Eukaryota; Metazoa; Chordata; Chondrichthyes; Myliobatiformes; Myliobatidae
Product: FERM domain-containing protein 7-like
Exons: 11
Coding region: 1-2085 (694 amino acids)
Cellular component (GO): cytoskeleton
Molecular function (GO): guanyl-nucleotide exchange factor activity
Source: RefSeq, a predicted model, not a curated record